Molecule: messenger RNA, 1818 nt
Organism: Branchiostoma belcheri (Belcher's lancelet)
Lineage: Eukaryota; Metazoa; Chordata; Leptocardii; Amphioxiformes; Branchiostomatidae
Product: formate acetyltransferase 2-like
Exons: 4
Coding region: 1-1818 (605 amino acids)
Cellular component (GO): cytosol
Molecular function (GO): catalytic activity
Source: RefSeq, a predicted model, not a curated record
AUGCAGUGUUUAGUGGACAAGCCGAGCACGUUUCUGGAGGCCGCACAGCUUGUCUUUACUAUGUAUUGCUGUCUACACAUCGUCGGCGAGCCAAUCUCCAUCGGGCGACUAGAUCAACUGCUGGGUCCGUUUUACUCUCAGGGUGGGCUGACUAUGGAGGAAGCGCAGGAAGUCAUCGACUGUUUCUGGAUCAAGGUUGGCGAGAGAACCCUUUUGAACAGUCACGCAGCACAGGAUAAAAUCUUCCCCGGAAUGUGUGCCGUUCCCUACACAAGCAGCGGCAACUUUCCGCAGGGUGGCUGCAUGAACCAGUGGGGACAGCAGCUCACCAUCGGCGGACACCUGCCAAACGACGAAUUGGUCCCAACGACUGCCUGCAACGAAGUCAGCCUCAUGUGCCUCAGAGCUGCCAGGCGUCUUCCCCUGAACGCCCCAUGCCUGACGUUACGAGUUCAUCGCGGCAUAUCCCAAGAGGUGCUGGAGGAGGCCGCCAAGUCUCUACUAAGCGGAGGAGCUCACCCGGUUCUACUGCAUGACGACAGGCUGGUUCCAGCCCUGCAGGAGUCCUGGCGGAGGGGGACAGCCGUCCGCCUGGAAGAUGCCAGGAACUACGCAUGUGAUGGAUGUUUCGAGCCUGUGUUCGUAGGUGGCUCCGAGUUCGCUUUCGCCACCUUUCCACUCCUCGACGUGGUGGAAAUGGCACUGAAUCAAGGAACGCUCUACUCUCAGGCCGGUCCAACUUUCCUGCGGGGGAGCAAAAAAUCCUUUCCCUCGCCACAUGCUAGUAAGAUCAAGGAUUUUCACGAAUUCCAGAAGAUUUUCCUGCAGCACCUUCGUCUCCAGAUUCCUCUGCUGGUGUCCUUUCUUGUUGGCGGUUAUGGUAAUAUAUGGAAGAUGUGCCCCAGUCCUCUACUGUCGGUCAUGAUGAAGGGGUGUAUAGAGGCCGGCCGGGAUCAUUCAAACGGCGGUACGGAGCACCACGAUCUGGGCUUCAUGUUUGUGGGCGCUGCCAACGCCAUCGAUUCGCUCUACGCAAUCAAGAAGCUCGUGUACGAUCCAGUGACCGCGCUGACAACUCUCCCUGACCUCCUGACUUGUCUGAAGUGCGACUGGGGCCACGACAUGAAGGAGUAUCUCAUCGACGUUCGAGCGGGACCGGGAAGGGCUGAGGCACAAGCAACCUUCUUCAGACAUCUCCGAGACGUCGCCGUGUCCUUUCCAAAGUUUGGUCACGGAGAAGACGAGGAAUUGAAGGAGCUGGCAACCUGGAUGAUUGAAAAUGUCUUGAAGAUACUACGGGAAACCUUCGAUAAUGCUCCACCGGGAGUGAAGGAGAUCUUUGAGCGACUGGAGAACGAAUAUAAUCUCCCCGGCAGGCCUUUUGGCUUCGUGGCGCUGCCAGGAAUAGGCACGUUUGAGACGUACGUUGGGUACGGGCAGAACAGCGGAGCGUCGGCGGACGGACGGCGGAGCGGACAGCCGAUAGCGUCGGACCUGAGCCCGGCACCUGUACCCCAGGACCUGCCCGCAAACCCGGACAGCUGCGAUAUCUACAGAGCGCUGAAAUGCUGGGAUCUUGGUGUUAUCAACUUCGGCCUGUUGUGCGGUUCUGAGGUGGAUCUGAUGAUACGUGAAGACUUCCCGUUGGAUAAGCUGACCGAGUUCCUGCGACGCUACUCGGACCUGGACGGCGACAUUGGCUCCAACGUCAUAACAAUCACCUGUGCGAAUCCGGAAACCUUAGAGAGGGCAUCCGAGGUCACCGACGCCUACGAGUUAGUGCGCGUGCGCCAGGGCGGCUGGACCGAGUUCUUCUAG